GGCGGGGGGGUCUGUGGCCUGUAGUUCAAGUUGCCCAGAACCACGGCAGGCGCGUGCAUGGCUUUCCGGGCCGACUCCCCCACCCCUUCGGACCGCUCGGACGCCGAUGAUGAGCUGCGGGAGGGCAUCGAGCAGAUCAGACGUGGCGACUACCGGGGAGCGCAACGCACGCUCGCUGGCCUGCACUCGGCAGACGUGUCCACGGCCGUGGAGGCCCUGCGCUGGAGCGCGCACGCGAGCGCCAAGCUGGGCGCCCACGACGUGGCGGACGCCCAGUUGCAGUCGGCCCUCGCCCGCGUCGAGGAACUGCCCGCGGCCCAGCAGCCGAAGGCCCGGGCCAGCAUCCAGCUGCGCCUGGCUGCGGGGGAGCAGCGCCGGGGCGACGACGCCGAGGCGGAGCGGCUGCAGAGGGCGGCGAUCGAGAGCCUGUCCGUGCACGCGGAGGACGUCGGGCUGGACCCCGUGCGGGCCUUUCAGCAGCGCCAGAACCACCAGGCGUCCCUCGGGUCCGCAUGGAACAAUCUGGGAAUCACCCUGACGCGGCGCGGAGAGCAGGCGCGGGCGAGGGAGGCGUUCGAGAAGGCCAUGACCCUGAGAGAGGAGCUGGGUGACAAGGAGGGCUACUGCAUGGCGGCGACCAACCUGCUGACGCUGCAGUGUGGCGAUGAGGCGCCCUCCGCAGAGGUGCUGGCCACGAUGGAAGAGCACUUGCGGACGGCAAGGCAGAUGGGUGCGUCCCACAACCUGCUUGUGCCCCUGCGCGUGAACCUGGCGAACUGCCUCGAGGCGGCGCAGGCGUGGCGGCAGGCGGCCAAGGCUCGCCGGGAGCUCUUCGGGCUGGCCGUGCCGGAGGAGGAGCUCAGGCUGGAGGCUAGGUGCGAGGCCUGCCAGGCCUUCGCUCCACGGCUGCGGUGUGGGCGGUGCCGCCGCGUUUUCUUCUGCACAGACGCGUGCCAGCGCAAGGCGUGGCCGGCGCACCGCCACGAGUGCACCGCGCGCGACGAGGCGGCCGAUCGCGCCAAGGCGAGCCGUGAGUGCCCCGUUUGCUUGGAGGAGGUGCUGCUGAGCUCCACCUCCGCCGCCUCCCCGGUGACAGUGCUAGAAUGCCUGCACGUCCUCCAUUCCGCUUGCUGGCAGGGUCUCCUGCAGUCCCGCCAGGGCGAGGUCAUCUGCCCGGUGUGCCGAGACACGUUGCCGAUGAGCGCGUAGGUCUUCGUCGUGCUUCGCCGGUCCUCCGACGCGCCCGGCCAGGCGCGCAGCAGAAAGGCGCAGAGGCGACGGCCAGGCGCGGAUGCAGUGGGGCCAGACCCCCAACUGGUCGAUCUGCGCGAGAAAGGCGGAUGAAUACCUUGCGCCGUGAAGGAAGUGGUGAUCACGAAAGCUCCUGAGGACACCCCACUCAGUGCUUACGGCACGGUAGCGAAUUCCAGCUAUCUCGAAGCAAAGCCUCGAUUGCCAACCGAGGCGUUUCAUUUGUCAGCGAGUGUCGGGCGUGUUUUUCGCCUGCGAUCGUUCUGGGGAAUUGCGAUGGACGUUUGCCGCCCUGCGCUCUAAUAAGGAAAGCAGGUGCAACACACGCAUGCGGGUGCCAGCUUGGUUAUGUUAUUUGUUCAUUUUCGCCAUCGUGUAAGUUUGCGCCGCUCUGAAGCGUGCUGGCUCAAUGCCAGGAGGCGGCAUGCACACGCUUACGGUCUAGAUCAAUCAGAGGGCACAUGUUGCCCAGGCUAACCAUAUUCUGCGCGCUGUCGUGCGCAACCCGUGAUGUGGACCAUUGCUUGCGGGACAACUCUGUCGGCAUCGAAGAGGGCAUCAGCUUGGUUCCUAUCCAGCUCUUGCAGGGGAAGCUGCAGGUGCACGUCGCCUACGCGGCAUCCGCGCCGGCAAAUGACACCAGCAAAGGCCAGGCUUUGUUGAGGUUUUGAGCGACAGCAUCCGACGUGCACAUUCUCUACCGUGUUGUUUUGUUCGGCGCAGUUGUGGGGCCACCAGCGCAAAGCGGGUUGAUGAUAAUCAGUGAUGCAGGAAAGUUCGGUGAGAGAACGCGCAUUCUACCGGGAACUCUCUAUUUCGACCGUCUUUUUGUGUUGUUGGGGUUUCUCCCAGGUCGUGGAGUAGAUGUGCACGUGAAUCUGCAGACGCACCGCCACAACAUGGAACACGCAGGCUCCCAGCAGGAUUGCCUGCACACAUCCGCAUCAUUUCCUUGACAGCCUCUGUUUUGUUAUUUUGCUAGUGGGAUCACGAGGCUGAUCCUGACACUGCUCCAGCGCCCAUGAAACCACAAUACAUUCCUCGGGCCUGUCCCUUGUAAGAGUGUUGUGGAGAGUCUCGCGGAAUCCAUCGUGACGCGCGUCGCCAUCUCUCGCAUGCGUUUGUUAAUUGCUCUUUCCUGCAGUCGUGCACAGCUAGACGUGGUUUGGAAGUACCAAGAGCAUGGUAAGUUGAACUUCUGCAGUCGCCCAGGAAGUGGAGCGGCCGUUGCUGCAAUGUUAUCUGCACCUGCAUCGCAUUGAUAGAAAAAGGUGUAAUGUUAGCCGAUGUUUGAGGCCCUGAGCCCUGGUAUUGCACGAGUAGGGCGAGCGCACUCGAUAAUCCUUGCGAUUGUGACGGAGGAGGCCCCUGUGGAAGUGGACCAUGAUCAUCUAGCCUGCGACAUGGCGGAGGGGCCUUGAUCAUUGGAGGGCAUGGUUCGUAGCGGGGCUUCUGCUGACCACAGGGCGCUCUAUUCCACCUUCCCUGCUGAUUCCCAACGUCAAGCGUGGAAAUGGAAGCUUCGGUUUCUUCUUUAUGGAGUGUCGUUUCGUUGGCAAACAGGCUCUUCCCGCAGUAACAUCGUCGUUUGUGCCAUCGACGGGCAUCUGUUUGGCGGCUGAAACUUAGUUCGUAAAGAAGUAUCGAAGACGCCUAAGGCGAGCGAGCCUCCGCCGCUUCCUGCCUUUUUGGGAAAACCCCAACGUCGGGCCCCCAUCUCGGUUUUCGCUCCCGCUUCAUACUCCCCCACUUUUUGCUGGGGAGUGAGGCCUUCACUUCGGCGCCCAAGCCAGCUCCCCAAACCGGU
Prorocentrum cordatum is the source of this 3058-nucleotide messenger RNA. The record is from the annotation of a GenBank genome assembly. NCBI's taxonomy places the organism in Eukaryota, Dinophyceae, Prorocentrales, Prorocentraceae.